Molecule: messenger RNA, 962 nt
Organism: Cryptomeria japonica (Japanese cedar)
Lineage: Eukaryota; Viridiplantae; Streptophyta; Pinopsida; Cupressales; Cupressaceae
Product: cysteine-rich receptor-like protein kinase 2
Exons: 2
Coding region: 30-962 (310 amino acids)
Cellular component (GO): plasmodesma
Source: RefSeq, a predicted model, not a curated record
UAGCAGUUUUAAGCGUCUCUCCAAUAUCAAUGGUAAAAUCCAAAGCCAUGGCUGGAACAAGGUGGCCAGUGGAGAAUAGUUUAAGGCUGAUUAUUUUAUCUGUCAUGUUACUAAUUGCCCCAAUUAGAGCAGACCCAGAGACCAGACUUUUAGCCUUCGGAUGCAGCAAUGUCGCCAACACCAACGUUACAAUCUUUGCGAAAAACUUGAAGGCGGCUCUGGCAGCCGUGGUGGAAAAUGUUGUUCCAUCUGGAUUUGUUACAAAAAAUGAGGCGGGAGCAUCAGAUCUGGUAGAUUCAGUAUAUGCACUGGCGCAGUGUAGAAAGGAUAAGUCCUCUACUGAUUGCGCUAACUGCAUCAAGGUAGCAAGAAAAAAAAUUGGCAACUGUACAAAAGUUACCGGCGGCAAGGCAAGCUACGACAGAUGUUUUCUGCGUUAUGAGAACUAUAAUUUUUACAACACCAGCUACACCGAUCCCGGAAAUAUGGAGGUGUGCGGUACUGCCAACGCGUCCAACUCCAAUUCUUUUUCGGCGACUGCUCAAAGUUUGAUAAACGAUCUUUGCACUGCAACUCCAAGAACAAAUGGUUAUUUUGCUGCACAGACUAGACAAGGGCCGUCUAAUACCACAGUCUAUGGACUUGCCUCGUGUAUACGUUCCCUUCAAAGGGAUUCCUGCGAAAAGUGCCUCGCUAUUGCCCAGGACAACAUAAACAAGUGUUUUUCUCGCUCCGAGGGACGGGCUGUAGACGCCGGCUGCUACUUGCGAUAUGAUUCCAAACCCUUUUUUCCAAGCAACGCGAUUAUCGACUUGGCAGAUUUCUUACCCAGAGGGAAGAAGGCGAGUUCUACAGUCUGGAUAAUAAUUGGUGUUGUGGGAGGGGUAUUUCUAGUUGGCCUUAUAACUUGUCUCCUUCUCUUCCGGAAGCAGAUAAUAAAGCCCAAGCCAGAAAGAAGGUAA